AUGCCUUUGUCCGGCCACUGUCUCUGCAAAGCCGUCACCUACACGGUUGACGUUGACCAGCCGGCCAUAACCGCGUACGAUCACUGCGACGAUUGCCAGCGCCAGAGUGGAUCAACUUACUCUCUCGUCGCGGUAGUGCCUAAAGACAAAUUGAAGAUCAAUGGACCCAUCAAGAGCUACACAGGAACUGGAUCUUCAGGCAACGCAGUUCACCGACUUUUCUGUUCGGAGUGUGGCUCCCCUAUUGCCCACGACCCAGAUGCUGCCCCAGAGAUCAUCGCCCUGAAGGCCGGAACGCUUGAUGUGGAGAUUAAGAAGAACCUGAAGCCUAACACCGAAAUCUGGACUGCCAGCAAGCUUCCAUUCUGCCAGGAGCAUCUCGAGAACGCUUUCAAGCACAUGCCGGAAUAA
Messenger RNA from Aspergillus bombycis, 411 nucleotides. Its product is annotated as GFA family protein. Bases 1 to 411 code for a protein of 136 amino acids. The record is from RefSeq and is a predicted model, not a curated record. Gene Ontology annotation, molecular function: carbon-sulfur lyase activity. Lineage: Eukaryota; Fungi; Ascomycota; Eurotiomycetes; Eurotiales; Aspergillaceae. The transcript is spliced from 3 exons.